Mytilus trossulus (common blue mussel) is the source of this 2939-nucleotide messenger RNA. RefSeq lists its product as uncharacterized. NCBI's taxonomy places the organism in Eukaryota, Metazoa, Mollusca, Bivalvia, Mytilida, Mytilidae. The record is from RefSeq and is a predicted model, not a curated record. The coding region runs from base 33 to 1343 and encodes 436 amino acids. The transcript is spliced from 7 exons.
UAAUAAAUACGGGGUUCUAACGGACAUUCAAGAUGGCUGAACACACAUCAAAAUCGUUUAAAGAAGGUGAGUUAAGCAGUACAGAUCAAGAAGGAUAUUCAUCAGAAUCAAGGAGAAAACGGAUGAGACGGUCAUCGUUUUCUAGUCCCCCGAGGUCCCAUUUACCACAAAGGGUAUCUUCUUGGAAACGGCACCAUGCUUCAAGGAUUGGAAUUCAUUUUGCCAAGCAAUAUGUGCAGGGACUAGACGGGUUGAAGCCACACAUUUCUAAAACUUUGAAUAAUCUCACGAAGGAGCAAACUGAAUAUGUGAAUAUUGUUAUGGAAUAUCUAACUUUCAAUUUUGUUUUAAAAGAUUUUGUUGGGUUUCCUCAAGAGAUAGUCCGAGAAAUUGACAAGAUUAUUGAGAAACUAAGUCAAGAUGACCUGCAGAUUCUUCAAGAAGAAGAAAUAAAAGAGGAAGCUAAUACUGGUCUUCUGGAAAAUUUAAAAGAAGAUGACUUGCCAAAUAUGCAGCUUGAAGAUAUUGUUAGUCAUGUAGUCAAGCUUUUAGCACACAAAGCAAGAUCAGAAAUUUCAAAAAAAGCUUUUAAAAGAGUGACACCUAUAAUUAAUGUGCAGAAGUUUAUUUACCACAUUAAGAAAUUUAUAGAUGAUAUAAUACGUUACAAUCUGAUGAAGAAAUCAAGGUUGGGUGUACCUGAAGGAUUGUUAAAACAGCUUUUUGGUAAAUUUGCAGAACUAUGUUGCUUAGAGGUAGAAUUUUGUAAUCAAGCUAAUCAAUCUGUUUGGGAAAAUUUAGAUGGAAUAGAAAAGGUUACUUCUGAACCAGAUCUGAGACUUUAUAAGUGUGGAUUUAAAAAUGAGUACAAAGGAGAAAUGAUAUCAGUUAUUGAGGUAAAGCCUAGUGAUGAAGAUUUUGACAGUAAUGAACCACCAAAAAAGAAAUAUAAAGGCAGCCCUAGAGGAUCAGCAACAGAUAUAUAUAGUUCAGCAGAAAAUAGUGAUGCAAUAGAGUUGGAUUUACAUGACUCUGUGCUUGGACAGCAUGCUGGGGAACUAUUGUUAGAUCUCCACAGAGAAUUUAUCAAUAAGGAGGCAAAUUAUUAUGAAGAAGAUAAAAAAAUAAAUAUGCUAGGCAUGAUUGUUAAUGGUACAUACGUUUACUUGACUGUGUUAGAUAUGACAUGGAAACACUAUCAGAAGUUAAGGAAUAACAAAAUACUGGAUGAUAAUGAUAAAGCUACUAUCUAUUAUACCCAUGCAAGAAAUAUUCUACAGGAAAGGUCUCGAAGAGUUUUAAUAGAAGAGUUUCUGAGACUCAACAACAUGGAGUUGGCUUGAUUUUUAAGAGAUUACCUUAACUUUACUGGUAUUGCAUGGUAAGCAGAACUGAGAACUAACAUGUGAAUGAAAGCCAUUAAAGCUAUAUAUAUAACUCUAAACCUAGAGACCUGCUGAUGAAAAGAUUGAGAUAUUCUGCUAGAAUCUUUUGUAAGGCUGAGUAAUUAAAAAGUGAAUUAUUUGUACACUGCAUAUAAAAGGCUUUUUUUCAAUUUGCUAAAAAUUUUAAGUUUGAAUUAAUUUCUACAAACUGAUUAACUUGGAAAAUAUAAUAGUUCAUUGCUUGUAAACGAUUGUUAGUAUGAAGCAAGUUGAGUGUAGUGAAAAUUAUUCCUUCCAUCAAAAUAAGUGAUGUUUUGUGUCUUUGGAACAAUUUUGAACUCCUUUUCUACACUUUGUUAAAUGUGGAUUCAAUUUUCCUAAAUUUCAAAACCUAAGUGGAUAAGCUUUCAAAUAGAAGUUAUUUCCAACCCUGAUUUAUCUAAUAAGUAGUCCCAUAUGAUUUUAUUCUGAGUUCUAAAAUGUAAACAAAUAAAUGCAAUCAAGAUAUCAAAUAUGGAAUUAUUGGGGUUCUUUGAUAUGCUGAAUCUAAUUAAACAUAUUGAAAUCUUGAAUCAAAAGUUCAAAUUUUAGUGAAAAAAUAACCAAAAGUAGGCUCUUUUCACACCUUGUCCUUCUGGCAAUCAGGUGAUAUCUUUUUGCUCCAAAGAGUAACUCAUUUGCGCCACAACUUAAUUGCAAGAAAACUUCUUUUGCGCCACCUAGUUCUCAAAACUAGGUAUCAUUUGCGCCAAUAAAAUUAUCAUUUAAUUGCACCAAUUUUAUUUAUUUUUGAGGUUGAGUUGGAUGCAGUUUUCUUCUUUCUAUAUAAAUUAACUGACGCACAUAUCUUAAACAGUAAAAUCUUUCUUUUCUAAAUGUUCUUCAAUUUAGAAGAGCUCUGAAUUUAUUAAUUUUGAAGGUCGCUCUGACAACAUAUGGUUGCUUUUCUUUUGCAUUCGUUUCAUGAAUAUGAUCUAAUUCUCAAUUCAAAAUAAUUGUACACGAUUCAUGUGUGAAAAGCCUAGCACAACACGACUUAACUGUACAUCUCCACCUUAUUUCUCCAGUUUUCUUUACAAUUGCCUGAGGAAAUUUGUGUUCUUUAACAUGAUGACUGGUUUUCCUCUAUCAGACUCCAUUUUCUUGAAUGGUAUAGUAGACAUCUUGACUCGUGAAAAAAUAUUCUUUUACUUAAUAAUUUAUUUUUUUUCAUUUCAUUUAUUGGCGCAAUUAAUACCAUCAAAAUAAAAGAGAGUAUUGCGAUUAAUACCUUUUCAAAACUGCAAUUGGCACAAAUGGAUUAUGCCCUGGAAAUCUAUGUAGAAUUGUUUUAUAUUAUAAUCAAUAAUGUUUUAUUUACAAAUGUCCUUAUUUUUCAUAUUACUUUAAAUUACCUCAUGUUUCAUAUCUAUAUUUUGUUUUUAAUUAUACAUAUAGUCAUUGCUUUUUACUUUUUACACCGUCAGCUUUUCAAUUAUUUGCUAAUCAAUUUAUGAUACAUGUAUGUAUUUGGAGUUAUACACAUCAUUUGUAUGUUUAUUUAUAUUCUUUUUG